Messenger RNA from Pelobates fuscus (common spadefoot toad), 3768 nucleotides. RefSeq names its product cyclin dependent kinase like 1 (gene CDKL1). Bases 140 to 1306 code for a protein of 388 amino acids. Gene Ontology annotation, molecular function: ATP binding; protein serine/threonine kinase activity. The transcript is spliced from 10 exons. The record is from RefSeq and is a predicted model, not a curated record. Gene Ontology annotation, biological process: protein phosphorylation. NCBI's taxonomy places the organism in Eukaryota, Metazoa, Chordata, Amphibia, Anura, Pelobatidae. Gene Ontology annotation, cellular component: nucleus.
UUCGUCAGGACCAUAUUGUCUUCAGUGAAAAGACUGACCUCUACAUCUGCCUUUCCUGAUCUGGACCCAGCGUGGACUUUUUUCUCGUAAAAGUCAACUGACUGUGAAACGUUAAGGCAGACGUUCGAGAGACUGUGGCAUGAUGGAGAAGUAUGAAAAAAUUGGGAAGAUAGGGGAAGGAUCCUAUGGCGUGGUCUUUAAAUGUAGGAAUAGGGACACAGGGCAGGUCGUGGCAAUCAAGAAAUUCCUGGAAUCUGAAGAUGAUCCCAUAAUUAAGAAGAUUGCGAUGCGUGAAAUCCGCAUGCUAAAGCAACUGAAGCACCCAAACUUGGUAAAUCUCCUGGAGGUUUUCAGAAGAAAACGAAAGCUGCAUUUAGUGUUUGAAUAUUGUGACCACACAGUUCUGAAUGAACUGGACAGGCACCCGAGGGGGGUUCCGGAACAUCUUGUAAAAAGCAUUAUCUGGCAAACUCUACAAGCAGUGAACUUCUGUCACAGGCACAAUUGUAUCCACCGGGACGUAAAGCCGGAGAAUAUUCUCAUAACCAAACAUUUCGUCAUUAAACUGUGUGACUUUGGAUUUGCCAGAAUACUGACUGGACCUUCUGACUAUUACACGGAUUACGUGGCUACUCGAUGGUACCGCUCUCCAGAGCUGCUGGUUGGAGACACGCAGUAUGGUCCCCCAGUGGACGUUUGGGCUAUUGGUUGCGUCUUUGCCGAACUAUUAUCUGGAGUUCCCCUGUGGCCUGGGAAAUCUGACGUAGAUCAACUGUACCUUAUUAGGCAAAGCCUGGGUGACCUGAUUCCCAGACACCAGCAGGUAUUCAGUACAAACCAGUUCUUCAGUGGUGUCAGCAUCCCAGAUCCACAAAACAUGGAACCUCUGGAGUCAAAAUUCCCAAAUAUUCCUCCUCUUGCAAUGGGCCUGAUGAAGGGCUGUCUCCAUAUGAACCCUGCGGAGAGGCUUACAUGCCAACAGUUACUGGAGCACCCUUACUUCGACAGCAUCCGAGAUGACGGUGAAUCCGGAAAGGAUUCUGACAGAGUGAGCAGGAAGCAGGCACGACUGCACAGAAAACAUUUCCCAGGGGAAGCUGGCUACCACUGCCAUGACUUUGGUAAACACUCUUGGUGCCAGCAAAGGGCAGAAAGACAGAGCUUUGAAUUGACAGCCCAUAAGUACUACCAGAUAAAGCUGCAGCAUCUCCCACAGCUCACAAGUAGCAACAUUUUGCCAGCUUUGGAAAGCAAGAAAUACUAUUCAAACACCAGAAAAUUCAACUAUCGUUUCCCCAACAUAUAGACGGGGCAAAAGGGCAUCGAGAGACUAGUUAAAUAUUUAUUGUUCUUGGAACUCGGUGGCAGGAAUUUGUUAGCGGAAAAUGAGAUGCACGCGUAAACAGCAACUUGGCCUUUGAAAGUUAUUUAUAGUUUCCAGCAGUUUAGAUGCAAAUAAACCUUGCAGCCACUUUAUCUGCAAUGAGGCAGAAAACGUUUGUGCUUUUUAAUUAAAAUAUGGACAUUUUCAUUACGUUGCAACAACUCACCCUUUUUCUUCCUGCAGCAAACUCACAACAGGCAACUGAUUGAAGAAAAAAAAAAAAGUUUAUACAUGGCCUUGAUUAUCCCUGCAGCUAUUAGAUGUGUCCAGCUAGCUUUGUGGGAACAGUCCACGCUUCUUAUAGUGCUCCCUCAAUGUAAGUGGUCAAAGUGUUUUCGAACAGUUUGACCUAUUACCUGGGACAUGCCAACCACCGCUCCCUGUCUUUCCUCUUACACUGUAGAGCGCAGGAAGAUCAUACUAGGACCUAAUGUUAGCUCUCCAGAACGAAGCUCUGCAAUGCAUGGCAAACUCAUUAGCUAAGAAUGUCCGUUGAUUGCUCUUGGCCAAUGCAUUAAGCCCUGCACUGCCUGGCUUAGCUCUGGUAAAGAGCUUCUGGCUCCGUAAGCAGCACCUGGCGGACCCAGGUAAUAAGGGAAACCAUUUUAAAAUGGCCUGGCUACCUACAUUGGAGUAAGCCAGGGCACUCCUGGCACCAUAAACACUGUAGCGAGCUGUAGUGGUUAUGGUGUGCUGAGUGUUAAUUUAUAGGUCUAUUCUAUACGUCAAUAUAAACAGACAUUUAUUCACUACAUUGAAAAUUCUAAGUGAAUUUCAAAUUGAAAACCAGAGUAGCUCAACUGAAAGCAGAGUGGACUUGACCUUAAAUUUGAAAUUUACCUUAAAUUCUCACUUUAUUGAAGACCUUUGUUAGCAGCACAUUAUUCUGAUGUGUUGUUUUUACUCUGCAGGGGGGUGGGGGGGAUAAGAUUUUUGUAAUGUGACUGUUGGGAUUUUACUAAAUUGGGUAUUCAUGAAAAUUGGCGAAGGAUAGUCUCCCCUGCAGGGUGCAGCCGUAGGUAAGUAUAACUACUCUCCACUGCAUUCUAGGCCUUAAUGUCACCGUAUAUUUUUGGAAAGACCCCCAAAGGAGACAGAGACACUUUAGAGCAGGACUGCAGAAAAAUAAAUAAAGGUAUAAUAGUUCUCCGGCUGUCCUAUGACUGUUAUAGUUGCAGUUAAAAAUGGGGGUAAGUGUGUAGUACAUUUGGACGAGUACUGGAAAAGAAUGAAAAAUGCUUACAGGGUUAUUCACUAAACUGUGAAUUGUCAAGAAAUGCUCAUGGUAUUUCAAAUUGUGGGCCAAAACAGGCAACAUUCAAAAAACAUCUCCAAUCUACUGUUUUCUAAUUGUGGCUAUUUAAGACUAGAAUUGUAAGAUUUUGUUAAUUCCCUGUAGCUCUUGAUUUAAUAAAUAAUCAUCCUAGCCCUUUUAUAUCCAUUGGUGGUGUCUAAAUGUCUGAUCAGUGGCCUGAACUAGAUGUAUGAAUGAUCUUCACCUCAGCCUGACGAUUUCAAUUAUCGAACGAAGGCGGAGAAUUAAAGGCCAGGAUUUAGGGCUAAUCUCUAAAAGUGCAGCAAAACAUGCAGGUUAAAAUAUGUUAAAAAAGCAGUACUGGAAACAUUAUGCAACUCUGCAAUCUUUUAAGGUCUGCUACCUUGGCCGAAGUUGUCAAUACCAUUUCCAUUCCUAACAGUUUCCUGUUUAGUGAAUAAAACCAAAAGUAUUCUUUUGUGAAUGUCUGAAUCUCUGGCUGGGAAUGGGAGUGUUUUCACUCAAGACCGCCAACCACGUGGGAACAGGGGAGGUGCUGGUGGGAGCCUAUUGGAACCCAGGCGGUAGUGGUUAUGGUGCUUGGUUCGUUCAUUCUAAGCGAAUCUGCCAUGCUUCAUAAAGGUUUACCAGAUCCACGAAGGCAGGGCUGCCAAAUAGUUAGAUCCCCAUAUGUUGUAGAACUAGAAGUCUCAUGAUGCUUUGUCAUUAUAAAGGCAUGCAAAGCAUCAUGGGUGUUGUAGUUCUACCGCAUCUGGGGAUCUACCUAUUGGGCAGCCUUGCACUGAUUUAAUAGGCAGAACAAGAAAAGUGAUUUGUUCCAAUAUAUGAUGGAAGAUAAUUAAACACGGCAGUUCAUCUGGUUUUACAUUCACUGACUUCUUGCCUACAGUCUGUGAAUUUUACAUUUAGAUCACUGUUUAUGUACUGCUCAUCAGCCUGAAACGUUGUGUGUGUCCAGAAACAAAACAUGGUAGAUCUGGCAAUUCUAGAUGUUUUAAUGUGCUACGCCUUGCGUUUGAUGUAUUUAUUUAUUUACUUUAUCAGCAUUGGUUGAAUAGGCAGCUGCACAUAUUUUCUUUCACCCAGCAUCCUUCUGUGUUCUGUCUCC